This is a messenger RNA of Pocillopora verrucosa, 3670 nucleotides long. Its product is annotated as protein artemis. Gene Ontology annotation, molecular function: damaged DNA binding; 5'-3' DNA exonuclease activity. The record is from RefSeq and is a predicted model, not a curated record. NCBI's taxonomy places the organism in Eukaryota, Metazoa, Cnidaria, Anthozoa, Scleractinia, Pocilloporidae. Gene Ontology annotation, biological process: telomere maintenance; double-strand break repair via nonhomologous end joining; interstrand cross-link repair.
UUUUCGCUUUGAAAUCAAAAGUUGGCAAUUUUAGCCUAGUUUUAGGGUUUUAAAAGUUCCUGUUUGCCAUAAUGUCUCGUAUCGUUCAGAUAUGUAAAAAGAGUUUUUAUUUUUCUCGCUGAGAACACUUCAAAUCAUGGAAACUACGUGAGAAAUUGAGCCUUGCAGUUCACCUCAGCAGAAACGAUGAGUACUUUUGCGGGAAAGUUCAGAGAGUAUCCGUUGAUUUCGGCGGACAAUUUUGAAAGAGAAAACCUCGAUAGCUUGGCUUUUUUUCUUUCGCACUGCCAUAAAGAUCACAUGGUUGGAUUAGAUUCUGCAGCUUUACACCAUAGAUUAAAGACCAGCAAAACUGUAUUCCUGUAUUGUUCAGAAACUACAGAGAACUUGUUGAUGUGCAACCCAACAUACAGUCAUCUCAAAGACUAUAUUCGCAGUAUACCUGUGGACCAGCAGACAAUGGUUCCACUCGUUGAUGACAAGACAGGACAGGAAAGUUCUUUUUGUGUAACGUUGUUGCCUGCUGGACAUUGUGUUGGAUCUGUCAUGUUCUUAUUUGAGGGUCCAGGUGGGAACGUGCUCUACACAGGUGAUUUUCGUUUAUCCAAGGGAGAUGUGAAGAGAAUUUCUUUCUUUCAUACCAAAGAAGGAAUUAAAGACAUCAAAAGCAUUUACAUUGACACAACAUUUUGUCUGCCAAGAAUGAAGAGCCUGCCUAGUCGGCAACAGAGUAGAGAUGCUGUCAUAAACCUCAUAGACAGGUGGUUUUCAAGAGGUCCUGAAUAUGCUGUUAGCCUGUUAUGCAAAGGAAUGUAUGGAUUUGAAUAUUUAUUGAAGGAAAUAGCCAUGAAUUAUAGAACAAAGAUCCAUGUCAGUGCUGAACGGCUGGCCAUGUACAGAUAUCUGCCGGACAUGACUCCUUAUUUCACAACUGAUGGUCAAUCUACUAAGAUACAUGCAUGCAAGUGGCAGGCCAACCAAAGGUGUGACUCAGACCUCCCUUGUGGUUCUUCAGUUCAUCCCUCUCUCAAGACAAAGGUUCUGCGUAUAAAGCCAACAACCAUGUGGGUAGCACGUAGUACAGAACCAAUGCCGGAGGAUUUCAAAAGGUAUGACAAGGGGAAAAGGCUCUGGAGAGUUGUUCAUUCAAUGCAUGCAUCAAUGGAAGAGAUCGAGGAUUUAGUAGGCUACUUAAGGCCUUAUCAUGUUUUCCCCAAUGUACCGCCAGCAGGACUGGACACAUUAGAAGAUGCUUUUGAAAGACUGAAGGGCCUUACUCGCAUUCAAGAUUGUGAUUCCUGUAACCAAGACGAGUCUGUUGAGGAGAGAUUCAAACAACACGCUGUUCAUCUCAGCGGAGAGGGUGUCACUAAAGACAAAAAAUCAUUAGAGGAGAAAGCUGCCUUGAGAAAGAUUCAGCUUUGCGCCCCACCAAAGCCUGACGAGAGGGUCAUUGCCCAGUGUAAGGAGCUGGGACUAAUUGAUGACGAGAACCUCACACCACCUCCAAAACGACGUAGAAGCAGACGUCAAGGUAUAGCUCUGGAGGAGAAAACCACUGUGCCACAGGACACCCAAGGAAGCUCUUCCAGAAAGGUCAUCAUAAGCGUGUCACAGGAAAUUCAAGGGAACUCCCUCGCUGGAGUAAACACAACAAUACAACAGCAAUCUAAUGAGAAAUCUUUUGGUGAAGUCACCACUGUUUCACCGCAAACCCACGGGGAAUCAUCUAAAGAUGUUGAUAGAAGUGUGUCACAGCACGCCCACACUAACGGAUACGAGAUCAUAACAGAAGGAAAACCCAUGAUUUGUCCAAAAGUUGAAGAUGUCCAAGACAGACCGACGGAAUUUUACGAGAAUUCAUGUUGUCCUCCUAAAACUGGAAAGAAAGCUGAGGAUGAAAAACCAGCGGAAUGUAAAGUAUCUGAAGUUUUGAGCAACACAGUUGUCUUGGAACGUACUAGUCAUGGUCAAAAAUCUUUAGAUGGUAUUGCUUCUAAUAAAAUUGACCACAAUCGUACUUCGGACACGGGGAUGACAUCGAGUAUUCCAGUCUCAGUUGUAGAGCUUUCAGGGUCAGAUGAAAACUAUGACCAGGGACCAGUGGGUGGGGAGCCAAGAUCGAAAGCAGACUUUGAUAUCCCUCCCUCCCCGGGGCAUGUAAAACCACUCCCAGACAAGCUGUCUGCGAUUCACAAACUGCUAGGAAAUGGCGAAUCAACGUCGAUUACAAAUAUACUCAAAUUUUGAGUCGGAAGUACGUCAAAUCUCAUCGAUAACUAUUUUUUUUCUUUGUUCAAUUUUUUUCUGGCAAUUUUUACGAUAAACUAAGACCAGAAAAAUAAGUCGUAUGCAUACGGCUCAUCUACGAAAGUAACCUUAAUUUUGUAAAAGCCUGCUUCUCUAUCUACACAUGAAGUCACCUUCUGAAUAUAUGGACGUUUUUAGGGACUUGUUAUAGAAGAAAAAAGGAAUCAAUAUUGCAAAUAUAUUUCUUAUUGCCAUCUUCUGUUUUAGACAUGCAACACAUACCCAUUUUUUUGACAGCAAAACGGAACCAUUAUCAGUACUACCAAAAAAUUAUCGCUAUAAGCUUCCCGAUCAGCCGUCGUUUGAUUAAGUCACCCAUUCGCCUCCUCUCCAUUGUUUUUCUGAACAGCAUAAAAGAAAUAGUUUAGGUGCUUUUUAAUUAUGUCUUUAAGGAUAGCCACACAACACGUUACACUCCCUAAUGUGUACGUAACGACUAAGAAAAGAGUUUUAAAGAAAAUAAGUUUUGCUAGAACAAAUGCUACUGCUGUUGCCAAAGGAGAUUAGUUAAUAUGUUAUUUAUUUAUUUAUAUAGGAAUUUAUCACAGCUUAGUUUUCGCAUUGCAUUACUUUACAUCAAUUUAAUAUAAAUUUAGAGAUAUUUACAGAGUCGUAGAGAUUUUAGUCUCUUAUUAUGGCACUUGUUAGAUUUUAACGAAAAUGUUAUCUAAGUAUGAGUCACAAUGCUUAUUCAGGUAUCAACUUAAUUGAUUUCGGCAAUGCUCGCUACACCUUGCGGAUCAAUGUCAUAUUUAAUAUUUAAUUAUUUAUGAUAGUAAAUUAAUUCAUAUAUAAUUUACUAUCAUUUUAAUUUAUGAAAAUUUAUGUAGAUUGUUCUAAUACGUCACACAUUGAAUAUAUAUUUAUCGAUUAUUAUCAUCAUGAUUAUGAUUGUCGCUUUCAUUAUUAUCUACAAGAAAGUUCAUCGUGUAUUAUAUUUGAUGUGUUCCCGUAUGGCGCCAUAGUAUAAUUUAACCCCCACUAAGCAGCACCUAAAUAGCAAAGCUUGUUGACAAUUGAGUUUAUUUGGGAUGGGCCUGGCAAAAACCAACCCAAAACACUGUGCGACAGUACAAAAUCUACAAGAGCUUAAUAUGUGAAUUAGGUAAAGUAAAUUGAUAUGAGUGUUGGUCCUGAAGUGGUAUAACACUCUAUCACGGCUACUUGGGUGACUUCCAUGCAGAACUUGCCGUUAUCUGCGCAAUCUUUCCGUCCCACUGCCAGUUAAGCUGGGAAAUCAACUACUAUGAACUUAAAUCUAAAAAUAAACCUACGUGUAUGAUGAAUCAUGCCAGUUGGACUGUUUAGGCCAUUGGGCUGAUGAACCUGUAAAUCAAAUAAACCUGGCAUACAAAUACCA